Molecule: messenger RNA, 3728 nt
Organism: Guyanagaster necrorhizus
Lineage: Eukaryota; Fungi; Basidiomycota; Agaricomycetes; Agaricales; Physalacriaceae
Exons: 5
Coding region: 161-3538 (1125 amino acids)
Source: RefSeq, a predicted model, not a curated record
GUCAACUUCUCUUCCGUUCGUGAUAUUGCUGCCUUCGUUUCCAGUUUAUUUCCAGCUUUUUGUUGUGUUUCUGAUGCUCUUUCACUUUAUUUAAUAAUUUCAGGCUUCAUUCGCGUAUUCUAGACAACAUUACAGCCAAUUCCAGGAAGGACAUUUGGCCAUGGCAUUGCAACAUGACCGGCCUCAGUUGAUGAACUCGUCGCCAACGCAUCCCAAGGUCAAGAUAUCAAUGGAUUUCUCAGAUCCGUUGUUCGUCGGAGGUACCCACGUCUGCGGCCAACUCGCGAUGGAGUGCAGGGCUGAUAAAGGGCUUGGGAUCAGUGGAAUGAUGGUGGAACUAUUCGGAACUGAAGAGUUGCUAUCGCGGGACCAUACAGCCAAAGCGCCUUUCCUCUACAGUCGACGGUUAUUCCAAGGGCCAGGCCUUCCACCCUCUAAUGCUGUACAUGCCCGUCCUGCUCCAGGAGACCUUCCGUUGCCGUCACAUUACUAUCAGGCGAAGCGGGGGAAAUCUACGUUCAAUUUUCGCAUACCGAUACCAAGCACCAGUCCAUCGACCAUCAAUUUUGCCUCGGGUUCAGCACGGGUUAGAUAUGAGGUUAGGGCGAGCGUGCAAGUGUUUUGGAGGGGCGAGAAAAAGGUGGUUACUGACACCCGGGAGGUCAAUAUCGUUGAAAGUUUUGAGGAAGACUUCUCCCGAGCAGAGCCUGAGACUGUCGCUGUUGGUGAAAACGGGAAAAUCUGGAUUCAAGGGAAGAUUGUCGGUGGUAUAAUCGUGGCUGGCGAACCUGCGUGUAUAGAAUUACAGGUUAAGAACCAUUCGACCCGCAGGAAUACUGGACUAAUAGUGUCGCUCUCUCGGACUUUACAUCUAGGCAGUGCGGACUCAGACAGGAAAAAACCCCUUCAGAUCUCGGAUAGUUUGUUAACCGUCCCGUUCCGUUUGCCCGAAUACAUCAUACCACCAGGCGCCGAAGGUGUGGCCAGCUUGGUCUUUGAUGUACCAGGGUCCGCUAGGAGUGUUAAGGGUGGUCAUCUUGAGGGUGAUAAGUCAGAAGCACGAAGAACGGAUGCAUUGUUUGAGAUCAGAGCCUCCGUUGAGAUUAAGAUGACUAUGGGCCUUGGGAACAAAGACAUUAUAGUCAAUGUACCAGUUGUCAUUGUUCAUCCGGCAGCCCUACCUGACCUGCCGCCAUUACCACCUCAACUGCCAAAUCCGUUUCCACAUUCACCUGCAUCACCUCAGCAAUACUAUGAGCCUGUUCAAAGCCCGUAUGCAUAUCCUGCCCUUCCGAUGCCACCUCCUAUUCCAACAUACGUAGACCAUAAUCUCGUUUGGAUGCCGCCAUCGGUUCCUCAGACUCCACAACCUUGUCAGUAUUUUCCCCCUCCUGUUCAUCAGCAGCAACACUACUAUCUGCCACCUCCAACGAUGCCGGUCUACACACAGUUGCCACGUCCGUCGAGUGCAGGCCCAAGCAGUAAUCCGAGGUCUCUUUCUCGGCAGUCUCUACUUCCGUUGCCUCAACAAGCACAGUCGAUGGAACCUGAAGCUGGGAAGGGCGAGCGCGCUUCUCGCGUUACGCAGCAUCUUCGACUCUCCUCGCGCAAUCGAUCUGUCUCUCCUCUAUCCCACCGUUAUCCCCUGCCGUCAACUUCUAAUCCCAUUCCUAUAUCUCAAUCACAACAGAACCUUCCUCGGAGCGUAAUCUUUCCUCAUUUGAGCCUAGAAAAUCUUGCGCCGAUAUCAGUUUCGGACAAUGUCGUACAUUCUCCAAGACCGGUGUUGUCCCCCAAGCGGUCGUAUGCUCCCUUACCGAAUUCGCUACCGAAGAGCGAACGAGUAGAAGUGCUCGAACGGCUAGCCGAUGAGGUUGGCAAACAAACUAAGGAUCUGUCUGGAGACAUACCGAAGGACGAGCCUGUGGAUAAGUCGCCUGCUCCCCCUCGAUCCGACCUCGACAAGACGUUACCUGGCCCUCCUGUUCCAUCUGGCAAAGUUCCGCCAUCCACGCAGUCUCGUCCGCGAGCUGAUUUGUACUUUGCUAAUGCCGAUCCCAUUCCUAUAACUCCGCCGGAACCUGCACCCGCACCGCUUGACCACACACCUCCUACGCCAACGCUUACCGCGAUCACGCCACACAAAAGGGUGAAAAAUGGAACAGGUUAUUUGGGAGCCGCUAACACAGAGAAUGGCUUGGACGCUUUGGAGCGCAGACUACUGGCUGAAGUUGGGACACGGAAGUUUGAUGUUGAAGAGCGGGGGCCAGACGCCAGAACAGCCUUGGCACCUAUAGAUAUACCGAAAAAGCAGGACCCGGAGACUCUCAAUGAUUCUGCUAUAUCGAGCCUGACGUUGGCGGAUGAUCAUGAGUGGGAGGAAAAGACGCAUAGAGGUGCCGGAGUCAUGUCGAAUGCGUCUGGUGAUGAAGGGAGGCGAGAGACGAGUGGGAAGAGUGUCAAGGGCUCUCCUAGUAAGGAAAAAGAUGGUGAUAAGAGAAGCGGAAAGAAGAAGAGGGAUGGCGAUACAUCCAAGAUGAGGAAGGCCAAGGGAAGAGUAGCGGAGUGGUUAGGCGGUAUGCAAGCUGAUCCUCCGCCGGCACCAAAUGAUCCUUCUCCUGAUAUGUAUGCAAUUGAACCCGAACACGCACAGGCAGAGGUUUCCAUCCGCAGGGUUUUGGAGGUGAUAGACGUAAAAGAAGAAGAAACCCAAAGCAAGGAGAUGUCUUCACCCGACCAUCGAUCGUCUGGAUUUGUGCCCAUUGGUACUCUCAAGAGAGAUCUGUACACUCGGACGCUAGUUCCAAAGGACGCAAGUCCACCUGAAGAUGUUAAGCAGAUUACCGAUUUGUGGGCUGCGUCAUCAGCUCACAAGGCUAAAGCUACAUCUAUCCAAGCUGACCGAAAAAUGUCGCCUCCUUCAAUGAUCCCCCCCACACCACCUAUUCCUACGAAUCCAUGGAAAUCUCUUAAAUCUCCUGCGGUCUCUCCAAAGAAGGACGUCCCCCCUUCUUCUCGACUUGCCGUUUCCCCGUCAUCCAAGAGCACAGAUCCCGAAGUCAAAUAUGGUGUACGCUCUGCCCGGGGCGGUCGCGGUGGAAAAGUGACUGCUGUUGCUGCUAUAUGGGCUUCUGGAGCUGUCAACGACGGGAAAGGAAAAGAUGUGCAGCCCGCGUCCCCUUCGCCGCUUUUGAAACCACGCAGGUCUGGCGCAAUCACACCGACCGCUGUGCGAAAACCCCCCAUCGCUCCCAAACCUCCCCCCGUUGCUAAGAAGCCGGUUAUCAAGUCGACUUCUGUUCCGGCGAUUCUCUCGUCUUCGCAUGCGACGCCAACGCUUUCAAGCACAGCGUCCCUUGCGAAGCCGCCUCUCGCGAAGCCCAGGUCGCCGGUGACUCUCCCUCCUACUAUCAGCGAGAUGGAUGCACCAGCAAAACCAAAGGUCUCGCCUGCACCUGUCGUGGAUUCCAAACGUCCAGCAGAUCUGGCAUUCGGCCAAGCGAAGCUCAGAGAUCUCAUCAAGAAGUACCAGGGCUGAUAUGCGCCGUCUCUUUUGUGUUCUCGUGUUACCUUUGAUUUAUUCGUCCAUCUUCACGCAGUAUAUAUAUUAUUCUUCACGAUGCAUAUACCUCAGUACAUUAUAUCGAUAGCGACACGACCCAUAUUCAUGAAUGUAAAUGACUAUUUCUUUACAGACAAUCAAUAAUGUAACCCCAUCAUUUUGGAGC